AUGGUCCCCCCGAUCUUCGACCUCGCCGUCUUGGUGCUCUACUUCGCUCAGGCCGCCAUAUCGAUCCCGUCCGACCAUCGCUACAAGGAGCGCGACCCAGUCCCUCUCUACAACAACAAGCCUCUUCCGAUGAACGGUUCGAUCGUCUCAUGGCUUCUUCUUGCGAUAUCCAUGAUCUCCAUCUCCUUCGAGGUUGCUGGGGGUUCAGCUUCAGCCCAGUGUCUCGGCGUCGACCAGAGAUUGCUCUUGCUCAAGCUGAGAAACAGCCUCGUCUUCGACGCCUCCAAGUCUUCCAUGCUAGUACAGUGGGACCGAAGUGGCGAUUCAUGGAGCGGCGUGACGUGCGAGGACGGCCUCGUCAUUGGUCUUGAUUUGAGCAACGAGUCUAUCUCUGGCGGAAUCGACGGUUCGUCAAGCCUCUUCAGGCUCGAGUUCCUUCGGAGCCUGAACUUGGCUUUCAACUACUUCAACUACUUGACGAUUCCAUCAGGCAUCGCAAAUCUCAGCCGCUUGGUACAUCUCAACUUGUCCAAUGCUGGAUUCGCGGGGAAGAUUCCGGCGGAGCUAUCUCGCCUGAGGAAGCUACGUUCUCUUGAUCUCACUUGUCUUUCCUCUUAUCCGGCUUUUCUGAAGCUUGAGAAGCCCUCUUUGAGGGCACUGAUUGGGGAUUUGGUGGAGUUCAGGGAGCUCUACCUUGAUUUGGUCGAUGUGUCUGCUGAGGGAAGUGGGUGGUGCGACGCGUUGUCUUCUUCAGUUCCGAAACUUGAGGUGUUGAGCAUGUCUAACUGUUCUCUGUCUGGUCCUAUGAAGGCUUCUCUUAUGAGUCUUGCUAAUCUGUCGGUCAUUCAACUCUAUGGCAAUAACUUUUACACCACAGUUCCUAAGUUCUUAGCGAAUUUUUCCAGCUUGAAAACUCUAAGCCUAGCUUUUUGUGGUUUGUAUGGAGAAUUUCCUCGUGAAAUCUUUCAGGCACCGACAUUAAAGACCCUUGAUCUGUCGCUCAAUAUGCUUCUUCGGGGUCCUUUGCCGGAAUUUCCUGCUCAUAGUUCUCUUCAAAACCUGUUUCUUAGCAACACAAACAUUUCAGGUACACUUCCUGUUUCCAUUGGUAAUCUCGAGAAAUUGUCUAGCAUAGAACUGGUAAAUUGCAGUUUCAGGGGAUCAAUCCCAAGCUCGAUUGUGAAACUUCCUCUACUGGCUCUUCUGGACUUCUCAUUUAACCAAUUUUCUGGACCGGUUCCGCCAUUUGCAUCCAGAAAUCUGACCCAAAUAAGAUUAUCCCAUAAUGAUUUAACGGGUAAGAUCACCUCUAUUGGCUGGGAAGAUCUUCUGAAUCUUGAGUAUCUAGACCUGCGAAACAAUUUGUUGGAAGGCAACAUCUCCUCAUCUCUGCUUACACUUACCCGACUUGAGAUGAUACACCUUUCACACAAUAGAUUUUCUGGUCAGCUUACCAUAUAUCCGAAUGUCUGUUCGUAUCAACUGGGCAUGCUUGAUUUGGGUAGCAAUCAGUUACAGGGGCCAAUACCAGCAUCCAUAUUCAAACUGCAAGGGCUUGGUUACCUUUCACUUUCUUCCAAUAAUUUCAGUGGCUCAAUGAAUAUCGAUGCACUUCGGGGAUUUGGAAAUUUAGCUUAUCAUGAUCUUUCAUACAAUGGCAUGUCCAUUAACACUAUGGCGUCUGCUUCUGCUGCUGCAUCUUCUUUCCCUGAUUUUCAUACGUUAAAGUUGGCUUCCUGCCAAUUGCGGUCAUUGCCUCAGUUUUUGGCUAACCAGUCUACACUGGUCUCCCUCGACCUCUCCCACAAUUAUAUUCAAGGGGAGAUACCAAGAUGGAUAUGGACACGAGAAGAUCUAUUGUAUCUCAAUCUUUCCUCUAAUUUAUUUGUAGAUUUGGAAACACCUCUGCCCAAUAUUCCUUCUGAUCUGGCUGUUGUCGACCUCCAUUUAAACAUGCUCCAAGGGAAUAUGCUACCUUUGCCAUCACACGGUGUCUAUUUGGAUUUCUCAAGUAACUAUAUCGAUUCUGUUAUUCCCGAUGACAUUGGCGACUAUCUAUUGGGUACGAUGUUCUUCUCCCUUUCAAAAACUAAUUUCCAUGGGUCCAUCCCAAAGUCGAUUUACAAAGCUGAAUUUCUUCAAGUGCUCGACUUAUCUCGUAACCAUCUGAAUGGAACUAUUCCUGAUUGUUUCGUGAUGAAGUCCCUCAAGAUGCUUCAAAUCAUUGACCUGUCUUCAAAUGAUUUCGGCGGCAUGCUGCCUGAGAGUCUCCUCGCAUCUUGGGAGGCUAUGAAGGCCAAUGUAGACUUCAAUCACCUGGAAUAUGAGUUCCUCCCACUGAGUGGACUCAAUUAUCAAGAUACGAUGAGUGUAACCUUGAAAGGUCUACAGAUAGAACUUGUCAAGAUUCUGACUAUUUUCACGUCGAUCGACUUCUCGGGCAAUAGAUUGGAGGGUCCAAUACCAGACACAUUUGGGGAUCUCAAAGCACUUUAUUUCCUAAACCUAUCGCAUAAUGUCAUCUCGGGUUCAAUUCCUUCUGUUUUGGGGAAUCUGCAUCAGCUCGAGUUGUUGGACCUGUCAUGA
Syzygium oleosum is the source of this 2586-nucleotide messenger RNA. RefSeq names its product receptor-like protein 6. NCBI's taxonomy places the organism in Eukaryota, Viridiplantae, Streptophyta, Magnoliopsida, Myrtales, Myrtaceae. Bases 1 to 2586 code for a protein of 861 amino acids. The record is from RefSeq and is a predicted model, not a curated record. The transcript is spliced from 3 exons. Gene Ontology annotation, molecular function: protein binding.